AAUGUACGGAUUCUUUUCAAUUUAUUUUUUAUUUAUAUUUAUAUUUAAUUUAUAUUCAAAUCUGAAAUUAUCUCCAAUUCUUGCAAAUGUAAAACUUUCUAUUUUAUAUUUUCAAUUUAUUUUUUCAUACAAACAAUCAUCUCUUUCCCAAUUAUAUAUACUACAAAUUGCUCUAGAUUUUAAUAAAUAAUAAUCGAAAGAUUAGCAAAUCACAUGUUUCUAAAGGAAUACUUUUCGUAGAUAUUUCGUUUAAAGAAGUUUUCGUGUUUUCUUUUUUUUUUUUUUUUCUUAAUUCAGUGUGUCCGUCAAUAAUCUCGUUCUAUCGUAGUUUUUACACGUUGUCGUCGACUGGUUUAUUUUAGUUUCAACCACCACAGAAUCUCGCCAUGAAUAAGCAGGACGUCGAUAUCAAAGGAACUUCCUUGACGAGCGAUAUCUCGGCUUUGCAACCAUCUCUAACGUGGUCCACUCGUAUUCUCGAUUAUCUUAGUCACGGAGUAACCAUAGUCAGUUGCUAUCAAAAUGUAAAUUCAAGUUUUUCGAACUUCUUCCUUUCUUGGUGCUUCUGGUGAAGUGUUAAUAAACGCGUUCCAUUAUUUUUAUGCAGCUAUCGGACACAAAGAAUCGAAUACUGAUGCAAAUCAUGAUGCGUAAGGCCGUUCUUCUUCCGAAGUAACAAUUUUCAAAAAGUGUAAUGUGUCAUUAAGAAGCAUAAAGUUUCUUUAAAAAUAAAAAAAAUAUGUAUUUUCGCACUCUAAACGAGAGUAUGUAAUAUAUUCGGCGUGUCUCGUUAUCCCUUCCAAUUUGGUAGCUUGUUAAAAGUAGCUAUUAUUCUCUGGAUUCGUGACGACAUUCUCGAGUAGCUUGUCAUUGUCGAGUAGCUAUUUUUAUAUUUUUAUAUUUUUGCAUAUUUACAAUACGCGCGAUAUAUUUCGAAUUGUAAGACGAGAUGAAUCGAACAUAUCGGCGAUGACUUAUAGUGACAGUAGUAGUCGUGAUCCACGUCCAACAAAGUACGAUAAAUCCAAGCAUAUAAUUGAAAUCAAUUAAUUCGAAACACUAAUAAAACGCAUCGCGGAAGUGUACUCUCUCCCUCUCCGCCGAAAAGUCGAUAAAUUCUCUCUCCCUCUUCUCUCUUUGCGCCGCGGCGUGAGAUAUUCUUUGUUCGAUAAAUCAACGUCGAUUUCAUCCCUACGCGAGCAUCAAUUACAAGAUUCUUCUUGAGACAUUAAUUUAUUAUCGGGAAGAAACGUAAUCUCACGGGCGAUUGAUACACUCGUCGCUAACACGAAUAACACAAAAACAAUCGCUGACUCUUCACUAAUAAAGAAAAAAAGGAGGAGAAAAAGUGCGCGUUCAAGCAGCUUUUGGCAGCAAUACGAAGAUGACGGAUGAACUACUUUUCUCCGCUCUGGGAUUGACGAUGGACACCAGCGUCGAAAGACAGCUAUUCUCGCCGAUCAAGACAAAUAUAUCUAGCGAUUCCGAAAUAUCGUGUACUCUUCUUAGUAACGAUUUUGAUACACAUGAUAGUGACCAGUUAAACGCUACAAAUCCAAAAGAUUGUUAUACUGACUUAACUUGUUCUUUGCAAUCAUCUUGGAAUGACUGGUCAAUUACCAAUACACCUACAUCAUCAGGUUGUUUAAGCGAAUUGAGCGAGUUGGACUCUGAGCUAGACUGGUGUCUAGAAAAAAGCUGGGAUUUUGGUCUUCCAGAAAGAACACCAUUGUGUACUGCAGGAUGCGAAGGCUUUCUGCAUUUACCGCCUUUAUCAAAUUCACAACAGAUGCCAAAAUAUGAAGAACCAUUGUUAAUGCUCGGAAUUGAUUUACGAGCAUUGGAGAACGAAUUUGGAAUAAAUACGAUAGAUUAUAAUAAUAAUCAGUUAGACGAAGAUCCUCUAAUUCCAUCAGCAGCUACUGCUGCAUUAGCGACGCAUGAUUAUACUAAUCGUAGUUUAACAAAUGCAGCCGAAGAUAGAUGCUUUCCAUGUACCUAUCAAGGCUGUGUAAAAGUUUAUGCCAAAGCUUCUCACUUGAAAGCUCAUUUACGACGGCACACUGGCGAGAAACCAUUCGCAUGCACCUGGACCGGUUGCGGAUGGCGUUUUAGUCGAUCGGACGAACUGGCGAGGCAUCGACGAUCGCAUUCUGGCGUUAAACCGUAUCCGUGCGAAAUGUGCUCCAAGAGGUUCGCGCGCAGCGAUCAUUUGGCCAAACAUCGUAAAGUGCACCGAAAAAACGCCUAUCCCUUGUUCCAUGGUGCUAGGGGAUUACGCGGCGACAAGAUAAACGUUUUACCGACGGAUUAAUCUAAGAUUUCGCGUUUCCUAGAUUUUUUACUAAUCAAUAAAGCUAGCUAAAGCUUAUUGUCGACGAGAUAUGUUUUAUGCUAUAACAUAUAGCUUCUAUACAUGUAAAUCAACAAGUACUUAAAAUAUUUCUAUAAAAAUAGUUAAUGUAGAAAUAACUUGCCAAAUAAAUGAUUUUUAAUAUUUUCGGCGGCUAUAAUAUUACUUAGAUUUUCAAUAUAUUUUUUACAAUCUUAAAAAAAUAAAAAAUAUUUAGUUUAUUUAGAAUCUUUCUGAUGAAAGCAUAAAAUAAAAUAAAAAGUUAUAAUUAAAUUCAAAGAGAAAUUAAUAUUAUUCAAUUCAAUUUAAUAUUAAUCCAAUCAGUCCUAGCGACAGUUAAAUUUAUUAGAUAAGAAACUUUUAUCGACGAUGUAUAUAAAAAAAUAAUAAAUUCUAUGAAAAUGCA
This is a messenger RNA of Cataglyphis hispanica, 2759 nucleotides long. RefSeq names its product zinc finger protein 713-like. Lineage: Eukaryota; Metazoa; Arthropoda; Insecta; Hymenoptera; Formicidae. Gene Ontology annotation, biological process: regulation of transcription by RNA polymerase II. The record is from RefSeq and is a predicted model, not a curated record. The transcript is spliced from 5 exons. Gene Ontology annotation, molecular function: DNA-binding transcription factor activity, RNA polymerase II-specific; RNA polymerase II cis-regulatory region sequence-specific DNA binding. Bases 1385 to 2314 code for a protein of 309 amino acids.